AUGGAAAAUGGAGACCUCGAGCACCAAUUAAGAUGCUGUAAAGAUCAAGGUCUUGACGACUGCUCACUCCCCAUUGUUUUCAACAAGGAUGGAGUUGGUGAGAGCCUGCAAGGACCUUCAGAUGGUCGACGAUACACGUGGCUUCGAGGACCUAAACGAAACCAACGGAGGCUCUUUCUCGACUACCAGUGGAGCUUGACCAUACCUGUUUUUGGGGCCAAGGAAAAGUUUCGCUUUGAGUUGGCUCCGCCACAACGGUUACCGUUCCUGGAAGAGGCCUCGGGACCAGAGGCUAAUGGUUUCUUUGGCGAAGUGUCGCGGGCGGUGAUUCACGCAAGCCACAUUGUGGGCCAUCCAGAACUUCCAAAAAUCUCAUGGACAUCGAAGAAAUCGGAUCAGAAAGUGGAGAUUCCGGCGUACGAGAUCGCAAUCAAGAGGUUGAAGAGAAGUGAACAAGUACCUGAGGUACAAUGGGAGCAACUGGUCAACAAGGAGAGGGAAAACUUGAACCGAGCACGAGAACUAGAAUCGCCCCAUCUGAUUAAGCCUAUUGCCGCGUAUGAGCGCAAGCCAGAUCGUUGUUUUAUCUUUCGCUGGGCUGACGGCGGUAAUCUUGGUGAUUAUUGGAGAGAAAAUGAAGCGGAGGCUCGUCAGCGAGAAAGUGUAUUGUGGCUGCUUGGACAGUUCGUCGGUAUUUGCUCAGCUCUGCAAGUACUUCAUGGCCGGAAUGUACGACAUGGAGACCUGAAACCAGAGAACAUGCUUCUAUUCAAGCGUGGAUAUGACAGAGGAUGCCUACAGAUAGCGGAUCUUGGUCUCACUACCUUUUACGAAAAAGGAGAGCACACGAAUGUCCGCGUAGGUAAGGAUACGAAGACUCCAUCAGGUACUAGACGUUAUAAACCCCCAGAGGUUGACGAGCUGCGUGGCGAAGGACAACCUCGCUCCCGUCAAUAUGACGUCUGGAGUUUUGGCUGUAUUCUACUCGAGCUUCUCGUGUGGCUUGUUUGCGGCUAUAGCGCCCUCGAGAAGUUCAGGAAGGGUACCUCCGAAUAUUUUUGGCGGGGACCGCAAGCUGAUGGUAAACCUUACAAAGUCCACAAGUAUGUUUUUUUGGUUAUGGCAUGGUUGGACGGACAGUUGGAAGCUGGCUCAGCCUACAAAAAUAUACUCAAGCUUAUACAGGAAAAGCUACUCGUAGUUCCCGUGUCUUCGAACUACGAGAAAGCGAGUAUACCAGGCUACCGUCAUAAAGCCAGCGAGGUUCAUCCAACCUUACGAGAUAUCUAUGAGCGGAGUCGGUACCAAGAAGGGUAUCUCAAGAUGCCAAAAUUGACGUAUCCUUCUUUUGGCCAAGUCAAGGACAUUGCCAAAAUCGGAGGAAAGCUUGCGCCACCGAAACAAAAAGACCCUCCGAAUCUGAUUUCCGAACUAAAACCAGCCCCGAGCCCGGCCGAGGAAUUGCCCCCUGAGCAGCCUACGGAAGACAAGCUCAAUGACGGCUGGACUUCAGUUCCAGAUAAUGACUUUGCUACAGAUUUCUUCGAAAACAUUGGGUGGGAUCUGGUCAGACUCAUGCCACGUGGGAUUACCACGAGGCUGUGUGGUUCGUGCAAUUCGAGCAACUCAGAGUCCAUAUUCGACAAGUUCUGCGACGUUGCAGUUCUGCAAGGAAAAGCUCGAAAUUGCGAUCUGUGCAGCCUUCUUCAAGACGCAUUAGAAUAUAAAGGCAUCAAGGCACCCAUAACUGUUGAGCUACGUCAGAAUGCUGCUCAUGUGGGACUAAAAGAUGGCCCCAAUCUUUUGUCACUUUAUUGUGAGCCAGGUAGACUCCCAGAUGGCGCACAUUUCGGCUUGCCAAUCCUUUUCGAUCAAGCCUCUCCCGAAUUUUUCACUCUCCUUAAGGAAUGGAUCCGGGUGUGCGACUCGGACCAUGACACGUGCUAUCGCAAAGGGAAAGAUGUACAGAGUAAGCCAACACGGCUAAUUGAGAUAGGCCAGCGGAUCCGUCUUCUAGAGACGGAAAACAUCCACUCUUGCCAAUAUGUCGCACUCAGUCACUGCUGGGGACCUUUGAAAGAGAACGAGAAAUUCUGCACAUACAAGCGUAACAUCGAACAGCUGAAGACGGGCAUCGCUUUUGAGGCUCUGCCACCUACCUUCCAGGACGCUGUAACCGUGGCUCGUGGUUUGGGGAUUGGCUACAUUUGGAUUGACUCAUUAUGCAUCAUCCAAGAUGAUGAAGAUGACUGGCAGCGUGAGUCAGCUAAGAUGGAGCUCGUGUUUAGCAUGUCGUACUGCACCAUUGGCGCGAGUUCGGCAAAGUCUUCGCUAGACGGCUUUUUGCAUGAGCGAACACCGCGAACUGUCAUCAAGCUGCCUGCAACAAGUACCAAAGCCACUUAUGCUUGUGUAGACAUUGAUGACUUUCACGCCGAUGUAGAACUCAGCGCGCUCAACAGCCGGGGCUGGGUACUGCAGGAGAGAGCAUUGUCUCGCCGGACCAUAUUUUUUACUUCGACGCAGGUCUAUUGGGAGUGCGGAGCCGGGAUUUAUUGCGAGACGCUCGCUCGCCUUGAGAAUUCUAAAGUUGCUCUUCUGGGCGAUGCAAACUUUCCCAACGCUGCUGUUGCUCAUUACCGGGACGGUAGACAACUGCUCAUUCAAGAUCUCUACGAACGAUACUCAGGUCUAGCAUUUACUAAGCCUGCAGACCGGUCAGUUGCCAUUCUGGGCUUGCAAGAAAGACUCGCUCGGACUUUCGGGACCAGGGCUGCCUAUGGCCUUUUCGAGGAAUAUUUCGCCCGAGGGCUACUCUGGAAACGUCGCGAUCUAACACGUAUGAAGCGAAUUAGCCAGCCACCCGGUCGUCGUGUACCGUCGUGGUCAUCUCUCUCGAAAGAGGGUGGCAUCCAAUACAUGGACGCCACGACUGAAUUGAGAUUCAGGGAAGUUGAUUGGGCGGUAGAUGAUUUCAAGAACCCUUUCUCGGUGGUUGGUGGUAUUGAGUCCGCUUCAUUUUUGGGCUUCGCAAGGAAGAUUAAAUCGUCCAAGUACGACAUGUUGGUUAAUAUUGCGUUCGACGACAGUGAAGAGUUCGCCGUCGAAGAGCUGAGGUGCGUAGUUAUUGGGAAGGACAAGAUGGGAGACUGCAAAUUCGACUUGAAGCGCCACGUCCUAGUUAUUCACCAAAGCCGUAACGCGUCGAGAGAUUCCAUCUACGAAAGAGUUGGGGUGGCAUCACUUGAGCCUGCAGUGAUCGCAAGUGAAGGGUCGUGGGUAACUAUCUGCUGA
This is a messenger RNA of Bipolaris sorokiniana ND90Pr, 3294 nucleotides long. RefSeq lists its product as uncharacterized. The transcript is spliced from 4 exons. NCBI's taxonomy places the organism in Eukaryota, Fungi, Ascomycota, Dothideomycetes, Pleosporales, Pleosporaceae. Gene Ontology annotation, biological process: protein phosphorylation. The coding region runs from base 1 to 3294 and encodes 1097 amino acids. The record is from RefSeq and is a predicted model, not a curated record. Gene Ontology annotation, molecular function: protein kinase activity; ATP binding.